This is a messenger RNA of Camellia sinensis, 678 nucleotides long. NCBI's taxonomy places the organism in Eukaryota, Viridiplantae, Streptophyta, Magnoliopsida, Ericales, Theaceae. The record is from RefSeq and is a predicted model, not a curated record.
AUGGGACCUUUAGAGAAACUAUUCAGCCUUUUUUCCUUAGUCCUGUUUGUUGCACUCUUUUCUUCAACCAUUGAUGUUGCUUCUGCUUCUGCUGAAGAAGCUAAUGUCAGUCCCUGCAAUUGGUUUGGAGUUUCUUUCAACCUUGAUGGAAGCGUCAUUAGAUUGAACCUCACAAGUUCAAGUGUAAAUGGAAACAUCCCCCCAGAAAUCUGCCUGCUAACAAAUCUUGAAACUCUCCACUUGUUCGAUAAUCAGUUGAACGGCUCAAUUCCUCAAAAGAUAGGCCAGUUAAAGUCUCUAAUUGAGCUUGUUUUGUACACCAACAGUCUUUCAGGUCCCAUUCCUACUUCUUUAGCCAAUUUGAGAAACUUGACUCGUCUAUAUCUCUAUAGAAAUAAUCUUUCUGGUUCCAUUCCUCCCGAAAUGGGAGACCUAGUCAAUCUUGUUGAGCUCUACACGAAUGGCAACAAUCUCACAGGUCUUAUUCCUUCCACAUUGGGAAACUUGAAUAACCUAACUGUGUUGCACUUGUUCAACAAUUCCCUAUCUGGUUCCAUGCCCCAAGAGAUAGGACAGUUGAAAUCGCUCCAGAGCCUAACCUUUCAAACCAACAAUCUUACUGGCUCAAUCCCAACAUCUUUAGGUGAUUUGAGCUCCCUAGCUCGACUAUACCUCUAG